Messenger RNA from Colletotrichum godetiae, 1907 nucleotides. Its product is annotated as general substrate transporter. Gene Ontology annotation, biological process: carbohydrate transport; transmembrane transport. The record is from RefSeq and is a predicted model, not a curated record. Gene Ontology annotation, molecular function: carbohydrate:proton symporter activity. NCBI's taxonomy places the organism in Eukaryota, Fungi, Ascomycota, Sordariomycetes, Glomerellales, Glomerellaceae. Bases 126 to 1652 code for a protein of 508 amino acids. Gene Ontology annotation, cellular component: membrane. The transcript has 3 exons.
GCGGGGUUCACCACCGUCGGCUUUGACAUUCCGACUACAUGCUACACUUACUUGUGUAAUUACUUCAAAAUCCAACCUGAGUUCUAUGCUUCUCCCCGACAAUCAAUCCUUUUCGACUCCUCAACAUGCCCCACCUCGCGAAACUGAUGCCGAAUUACGUGACAGCGACAAUCGCCUUAUCUUUUGGAGGCUUCCUCAAUGGCUUUGAUACAGGAACCAUCGGCUCAGUAGUGCACAUGAAGCAGUUUGCGACCACAUUCGGCGAUCUGUCUGCGACCGUCCGAGGUAUCACGGUUUCCAUGAUCUUGUUGACUGGCAUCAUUCCCUCGUUGCUCGCUGGUCAGCUGGCAGACAAGUACGGACGAUUGCGCAUCAUAUCACCUGGCGCCGCACUAUUUGCUCUCGGCGCUCUCCUGCAGACGACAUCCUUCAGCCUGGGCCAGUUCAUCCUAGGCCGAGCUGUCAGCGGCAUUGGUCAGGGCAUCUUCCUCGGCAACAUCGCUGUCUACCUCGCUGAGAUAGCCCCCUCCCGUCGAAGAGGUCGCCUCGCCGCUUUGCCUCAGUUCAUGGCAACUCUCGGCAUUUGUAUCGGAUACUUCUCUUGCUACACUACGAGCUCUAUUGAAGACAGCACCGCGUGGCGUCUUCCGUAUGUUGUCCAAAUUGCAGUCUCAAUCAUGCUCGCGCUCGUUUGCAGGUCUCUCCCCGAGUCGCCACGGUGGCUGCUGCUCUGGGGCACGACGCAAGAAGCAGUGAUGGCUCUCGAGCUGCUUGAUUUCGACAUGGAUGAGGCUCGACGCGACUUCCUCAACAUGCCUCAGGAGCAGCCUAGUCUUUCCACGAGGCAGAACUUCCUUUUACCUUUCCGUGGGCCGUACCGGUCCAGAACUCUGCUGGCGCUCUUUGUUCUGUCGAUGAUCCAAUUAUCGGGAAUCGAUGCGAUAACUUAUUACGCGCCCGCAUUGUUCGACCAGGCUGGAAUCUCACAGUCCAACUCUUCGCUCAUCGCAUCUGGCGUUUCUUCCAUCACGAUGCUGGUGGUGUCUAUCCCAGCAUCCAUCCUGGCAGACAAAUGGGGAAGACGAACCUCGGCAAUCAGUGGCGGCGUUAUUCUCUCCGGACUUAUGAUGCUCAUGGGGAGCCUUUACGCAGCUGGCGCGGUUGGCCCCACAGGAGCUGCUCGCUGGGUUGUCGUAAUUUCAGUUUUCGCAUUUGGCAUGGUCUACUGUGCUACCUGGAACGUCGUCGGAAAGAUCUAUGCUAGUGAGAUUCUGCCUGGCAACACCAGAGCUGCGGGCAAUUCGAUUGGAAUGGCAUCUUCAUUCUUCACCAAUUGGCUGGUGGCACUUAUCACUCCGAUCCUCUUAUCCGCUUCAGCAUAUGGCGCUUACUUUCUCUUCGGCGGUCUGACUGUCAUCACGGCGAUUGUUCUCACUGUCUUCAUGCCCGAAACUCGUGGGCGAUCACUUGAAAGCAUACAGAGUGAGUUCAGACGACCGGUAUUCACCAGCUUGAUGGGGUCACUUUGCGCUCCGCGGGCCCGGCACCGAAACCCACAAUCCCAGUCAAACCCUGACACGCCGAUUGAGCUGCUGGCCCGGGCAUCGGAACCGUCAUCAACGGCGGCAGUCUCUUCAAGCAUUGCAGCUUGAAUACUCCAAUUAGACUAUCACCGCGGAGGCGGAGCAAGGUGGUGUUGGAAGGUUUUCGAACCGACUCCGACCUCCGUGAAGUACGAGCUGGCAUCAUUGCACUGGAUUUUCACGUUCAUCGUUUAUCGGAUGAGUCUCAACAUGGCGAAAUUGAAUCUACCUUAGAGCCCGAUUGAUUAUCUUUUUACUUGGCACUAAUGCUCUUCUCGCCGUGGAGGUGGGAAAGCAAUUCCUCUCUUCGAACAAGCUGUGGAA